GAAGUGUGUUAUGCGCGCAUUUAAUUUCAGGUUUGGCCCAAGACAUCUAUGGGUCCGGGAAGCAGUACUGAAUUUUGUUCCAAACAAAGUCGGACUUACGCCGCAUGACACCAACAGACUGAACCGUUUUUUCAUGUGUUAUCUUUUCUUUACAUCUAUGAAACAACUAGUUUAAAGUCACCAGAAAUGGGUCCCGGAUAAAUUAAAGAAUAUUCCAGAAACAGUGUGGACUAACGUUACGGGAGAAAUAGAAGGAGUCGCCUCACACCGGCCAUUGUGUAUUAGGAACGGAAUUCAGUUCUCGCCAAAUUGAAGCCCCUUGCCCCAUCCCUUACUAUCCUUCCUGAUUCUAUUCCGGGAGAGUUCAGACCAGUAUCAUCGCCAAGAUAGCCGGGCCAGGCAGGAAGAGGCACACCUCAGAUCCAGACCCCAGCAGUGGUAGUGAUUCCAGCGACGGGCGGCCUGUUAGUGCCAAGUGCCUGAAGAUGGCCAGCAGCGGUGGUAAUGGUGUGGCUGGUAGUGAGACAGUGGGCCGUCGUGGUGGGACUCAGCAGAGAGGAGGCAGCGGCAGAGACAACAGCUCAGACCUGACCUCCAGUACCAGCAAGAAGAAGCAGAAGGACAGGGCCAACCAGGAGAGCAGAGAGGCCAAGAGGGCAGCCGCUGCAGCAGUAGAUGGGGUUAUUGCAGAGGUCAAGAAAGAUGUGUUUGUGGACUGGAAGCAGAAUGUCAAUGAAGUGACAGUCAGACUACGCUGUGGGGAGGGGGUGCAAAGGAUAGAGGAUAUCGGCACAACCUUCACUGAUGCACACUGCCAUGUGUGCUUCCCAGAUGGACGGCAGUGGAGCUGCCAAUUGCAGGAGGAAAUUGAAGCCUCCUGUAGCAGAGUCCAGUACAAGGAGAAGGGGGGUUUCCUGCAUGUCAUCAUGCAGAAGAAGAUUCCUUUUCACAUUUGGCCUUCGCUUAAGUCAAAUAAGAAGGAGAAGGAAGCAGUACCCAGAGAGACCAAAAAUGACAAGGAGCUGGAGAUGAAGCCUGUUGCCUUGGAGUCAUCAGAGAAACCCAAACUGCAGCCUCAACUGCAGCCCCAGCCUCCCUCCUCACCUGGUCGCAGUGAAUCAAAACGCAGCGGUGGCAAAGCUGAGCGAGGUGUCAAGCGCUGCCUGAAAAACAAACCAGCGUGUGACAAGGCCACUACGGACUCUGUAGGGGUGAAAGCUGGAGCUGGAGAUGGCUCAGCCACCACCAGUAAGCCUGUUACAGUUACUGGAGGCGAGCCGCAGCCUCAGGAACCCAGUGCCAAGCGCACUAUUGUACGGCUGCCUAAGCCCACCAAGGAGGCUACGUCACCGGCCGACAGGGACACACACUCUGUCAAGUCUACAGUAGCCAAUGGUAAAGCUCCACACACACACCUGUCCGCUGGUCGGAGUCUGCAGACGCAACACAGAGAUGGAGACAACAGAGCAGAGAGACUAGGCAGUGGUCAGGAACAGAAACCAGAAGCUGCGGUUACUGCUGCCAGCCAAACCAACAAAACUCAGGAUGCGGAGAAGCAAAACCAGUCUGGAGCAACAGCACAUGGCAAUGAUAGCCAACCAGCAGCUCCCGUCAGCACCGCUGAAUGCCUCAAAGCUGUCUGCUUCAACAACGAAGUGGACUCUUCUCCAGAAACCCUGCAAGAUAGAACUGACUCUGAGCCACAGAAAAGGCCUGCUGAGCAGGAAUCGGAGCAGGAUACUCUGAUCCGCCAGCAUCUUGGAUCAGGAGAGGCAGGUUUAAUACCAGCUGUUGGCGUGGCUGCCAAACAAGGCCAGUCACCCGGUGUAGCCCAGAGGCAGGGCAGCUGCGACGGAGAGGAGAAGCAGGACCAGUCGAAGGAGGAGCCUCCUCUGGAAAUGAAGCAACAGGAAGCCCCAGAGCCGAUGGUUAACCUGCAGUUUGUGAAGAAUGAUUCGUACGAGAAGGGCACGGACCUGAUGGUGGUUAAUGUUUACAUGAAGGGGAUCUGCAGGGACACGGCCAGGGUCAUCUUCAGGGAACAGGACUUCACCCUCAUCUUCCAGACGAGUGAUGCUAACUUUCUGCGGCUUCAUUCAGACUGCGGGCCAAACACAGUCUUCAAGUGGCAAGUCAAACUCAGGAACCUGAUCCAGCCUGAGCAGUGCAGCUACUCUUUCACCCCGUCCAGACUGGACAUCAUCCUGAAGAAGAGACACAGCCAGCGCUGGGGGGGUCUAGAGGCCCCUGCCACACAAGGUGCAGUGGGUGGCGCCAAGGUCGCUGUACCCUCCAGCCCUACCUGCAUGGAAAAGAGCCAGCCAGGCAGCAGCCAGCAUAGCCUCCCAGCUAAAGAAGAGCCUCCAAGGGUCGGGGAGGAGAAACCCAAGGCCUCCAAGACCUCUUCUAGAGUGGAGGAUGGCGGUCUGGACACCGUAGCUUCUCGCACUGUCUCUGAGCAUGUUGCCAUCACCAAGCCAGAGCCCUCUGUUACCACGCCUAAACCCACCUGCAUGGUGCAGCCCAUGACUCAUGCACCUCCUGCCAGCAAUGAGCGUCAUGAAGAAGAGGAGGAGAAGAAGGUCUGCCUGCCUGGUUUUACAGGAUUGGUCAACCUCGGCAACACCUGCUUCAUGAAUAGUGUCAUCCAGUCCCUGUCCAACACCAGAGAACUCAGGGAUUACUUCCAUGAUCGAGCAUUUGAGGCAGAAAUCAACUGCAGUAACCCACUGGGAACAGGAGGCAGGCUAGCCAUUGGUUUUGCUGUGCUGCUCAGGGCCCUUUGGAAAGGAACACAUCAUGCCUUCCAACCCUCAAAACUCAAGGCGAUUGUGGCCAGUAAAGCUAGUCAGUUCACAGGUUAUGCCCAACACGAUGCCCAGGAGUUCAUGGCUUUUUUGCUGGACGGGCUCCACGAGGACUUGAACCGCAUCCAAAAUAAACCUUACACAGAGACAGUCGACUCUGAUGGGCGGCUGGAUGAGGUUGUGGCGGAGGAGGCAUGGCAGAGGCACAAGAUGAGAAAUGACUCCUUUAUAGUAGACCUCUUCCAAGGCCAGUUCAAAUCCAAGCUCGUCUGCCCCACGUGCUCCAAGGUGUCUAUCACCUUCGACCCUUUCCUCUACCUGCCUGUGCCCUUGCCCCAGAAACAAAAGGUGCUCUCAGUUUACUACUUUGCUAAGGAACCUCAUAAAAAACCCAUCAAGUUUUUGGUGAGUGUCAGCAAGGAGAACUCCAGCACGGCUGAAGUCCUCGAAUCCAUCUCUAGGAGUGUCAGGGUCAAACCAGAGAACCUCAGACUGGCAGAGGUGGGGAAAAAACGUUUCCAACGCGUGUUCCUGCCGUCCCAUUCCCUGGACACGGUAUCCUCCUCUGACAUGUUGUUCUGCUUUGAGGUGCUUUCCAAAGACAUGGCCAAAGAGAGAGUGGUAUUGCUCAGAGUGCAGCAGAGACUUCAGGUUCCUAAUAUUGCCAUCUCAAAGUGUGCUGCCUGCCUAAAGCCUCCAGUGUCUGAGGAAGACAAGCUGAAGCGGUGCACUCGCUGCUAUCGUGUGGGCUACUGCAAUCAAGUGUGUCAGAAGACCCACUGGCCCAAUCACAAGGGUCUGUGUCGACCCAACACAGAGAACGUGGGCCUGCCUUUCCUGGUCAGCGUGCCAGAGUCUCGACUCUCCUAUUCCCGCCUCACCCAGCUGCUAGAGGGUUACUCCAGGUUUUCUGUCAACGUGUUUCAGCCUCCUUUCCAGUCAGACAGGACAUCCCCCGAAACAUCCCAGUGCCGGGUUGACCUCCCCACAAUGCCACCAGGCUCUCCUGAUGGUCUUGGGCCUGGGGAAGAGGCCAUGGGUGGUAGCAGUACUGUAGAAGCAGGUGAUCCGGAGCUGGAGAGCCACUCUCUGCUGCCUGAAUCUCAGGCAGAGUAUGCUCAGGCCUCAGCCCUCCACUCUGGGGAGUCAGAUUCUCUCUUCUCGUCCCAGACCUCACUCUCCACCACACGGACUUCAGAUUCAGGAUUCUCUGAGCCAAACUCCUCUACUUCCUGCUGGGCUUCGGACCCUCAUGCUGAAAAAGAGACUUCAUGUGAGAAGGCAGUACGGCCAGAAGCGGCAGUAACAGGGUAUCAGCAUCCAAGUGAAUCGGCGUCAGGCCAUGCCAGUCAGUUCUACAUAGCUUUGCUGGACUCUAACAACAAGGAACAGAGGCUGGAUGAGAAAGAGGAUGUGCUGGCGGACCUCCCCGAAGACUCACUCCUGGAGCUGGUGUGGAAAAACAACGAGCGUUUGAAGGAGUACGUCCUGGUGAGCUCCAAGGAACUGGAGUAUGAGGAGGACCCCGGCUCUCUGAGUGAGACGGCCAGAGCAGGACACUUCACGCUGGAGCAGUGCCUCAACCUCUUCACAAAGCCAGAGGUGCUGGCACCAGAGGAGGCAUGGUACUGUCCAAAGUGCCAGCAGCACCGAGAGGCCUCCAAGCAACUGCUGCUGUGGCGUCUGCCCAACGUUUUGAUCAUCCAGCUCAAACGCUUCUCGUUCAGGAGCUUCAUCUGGAGGGACAAGAUCAAUGACAUGGUUGACUUUCCCGUCAGAAAUCUGGAUCUGAGUAAGUUCUGUAUUGGCCAGAAGGAUGAGAUGCAACAACCCCCAAUCUACGACUUAUAUGCAGUCAUCAACCACUAUGGAGGAAUGAUAGGAGGCCACUACACGGCUUAUGCUCGCCUGCCCAGUGACAAGAACAGCCAGCGCAGUGAUGUUGGCUGGCGUCUGUUUGAUGACAGUACUGUGACAAUGGUGGAGGAGAGUCAGGUGGUGACGCGCUACGCCUACGUCCUGUUCUACCGACGACGAAACUCUCCCGUGGAGAGGCCGCCGCGCUUCCUCAGGCCUGUAGGAGCCGAGUCGCCUACUGCUGCAGGAGCUACAGCUAGCCAGGCCUCUCUAAUAUGGCGGGAACUAGAGGAAGAAGAGGAGGGGCUUGACGAAGGGCCCCGCGGACUGUUCCGCUCUGCACAGCGGAGGGGACAAACCGCAAGGAACAGAGAUGAGGAAGACGAAGACAGAGCUAAAGCGUCGAUGCGGCGGCACCGCAGGCAGAGGAUGUCGGACUAUCCCGACGAUGACUGUGUGCGAUACUUUGUGCUGGGCACCCUGGCAGCUGUGUUUGCUCUGUUUGUCAAUUUGGUCUACCCUCUCCUUUAGAAAGGAAUAUGAAUGUGAGGCCGGUCAAACAAGGAGAGGUUAGGUAGGAAACCUGGGAAAAGGCACAUGAAGUUUUAAUAAUUGCCAAUCCUCUAGAGUAAGAAGUGAGGAAGUCAUCAAUCCGUCUUCAGCUAGUAAAAUGAUUGUCUGUUCUACCCAAAACUACAACACAUGAAGUGUAUGUAUAACUUGGCACUACUCAACCCUUUAAAAUCAUAAAAAAAGUUAUAGUUAAAGCAACAGUAGAGGAAUACUAACAGCAAACAGUGCUGGUAUAAUGACUCUAAACUCUUCACUGCAUUACCUCUAUGCAUUGUACUUUUGCUUCCAGUGUGUGCUUUUCAAUUAUUUAGUUUUAAUGUCACAUUUUUGUAAAUAGUUCUCAGAUGAUGAUCUCUGACAGCCUCAAACACCCACACUAAUAUUUAAUCCUGGAACAACACAAGUGUGAAAGUAUAUUCUAAGGACCAGGGAGGCCACCAGAUACAGUUUAAAGCUCUGCGAAAAAGCUAGUAAGUGGACCUUUUUAGAUGAGAUGCUUUUGUGAAAUAAACGAUAAAGUUGUACAGUAACCUAUCAAAUACUUAUAAGCUGAUAAUUAUGACAAACUGAUUCUAGUACAAAAACUUGAUCUGGAGCUACAGAUGAAGCCACUGUUGAAGGCCUUUUGUUUUUAUUGCACUACACACUCAAGCCGUUAAGAUCGCAAAUUUCUGCAGUACAAAUGCCAGAUAGAUGAAUGAAGUAUAUGUGAGAAGAGACACUUUAACAGUGACUCCUUUUAAAUGUUAUCAUGAAGCAAAGAGAACCCUCUAUUUUUUGUGUCCCUUACUGUUCUUGCCUUUUUCAUGUCCUUUAAAGAGAGCACUGAUUUAUAUAAUAUUGCUCUUUGUGUCCAGCAACCAUGUGUUUUUAAAUGGGUUCUUUCAGCAGUGUGUUCGGUAGUUUGCUGUAUUUAUUUUUUAUUUUCCAUAAUUUUAGUGUUUGUUUGUCUGUUUUAGUUGCUUUUUAUUCAACACUUGAAGCCAUAGCCAGGUGAGGAUUUUAAAUUCUCAGGAUGAAAUGUUGCUCUGUGUGUUUUUAAAAAUCCUUCAAAAUAAGAUGAGAAAUUAACUCAUGCAGUCUUGUCACAGCCAAGUUGAAGGAUAUUUUCGGUAUAUUUAAACCUGGACCCUAUUUUGGUGUCGAAAUAACUAGUACGUACAAAAUGUUUUGGAAUCCUUGCAGUAGUAGGAUCCAGAGGUCUCACUCUACGACAAUUCCCGUUCUGAAAUCUCAAGACAGGCGAGUUGUUGCAGGAAACGACCGUGGAAACGAGGGAGAGGCGUUUGUUAUAUAUGUAGAGAAGCUGCUAGCAAGACCGUUUCUUAACGUUAAUCCAACUAAAAAAGAGCCUCAACUCUGAUUCACGUUUGCAUGGUCAUCUUCCUGCAAUAACACUCUCGUGAGAUUUCAGACCAAGAACUGUCCUUGAGCGAGACACAAGGGGUGUGACCGGGUGUUACCAGGGUAUUACGUUUAAGACACCAGGUAUAACUGCCUGAGCCUGUCGGAUGAAAAAAAGAACCACUUUUUGUGGAUGUAAUUCUUACGGGCACAAUUGCCCUGAAGAUGCUGAAGCUUCUGCACGGAUUCGUAAUGUUUUUGAACCCACUAGUCAUUUCGACACCAACAUAUGUGAAAAUAGGGCCCAGGUAAAAAAAAAAAAAAAUACAGAAAUUAUCCUUUAAACUAGAAUAAUGAUUAUGGAGUUGCCGUCCACCUCUAAAUGUUUCUGAAUGUUUUGGUGUCAUGCCCUUUUGAAUGGAAAGUGCCAGAGUUAUUGAUUAUGGACACCUGUGGAGCUCAGAAAUUCUAUUUAAUUAAAAAAAGUUCUGGAUGAUUUCAUUUAUUGUACAGUUAUAAUUGGGUUUUAAGUCUUUUUAAUGUCUUAACGCUUUCUGAGACUCCCAACUGUCCAUACAUAGAUCAUGUCUUUACUCUGUUGCUUCAGUGGUUGUCAGUGUGUAUUUGGGUCUCAGGGAAAUCCCAGUGCUCUUAUGGUAUCAAGGCAGAGUAGCGUGACCUAUGUUUGCCUUAAAUGCUCGGCAAAGCUCAGAGCACCGUCAGACUGUGAAUACUUGACUCUGAUAUAUGCAAGGCUUAAGUCCAUCUAGGUUUAAGAUUGUUUAUAAGGUAAAGCUGGUGUUCAGCAUACACUAUUUUGAAGAGUUUGUGUGAAACCUCCCGGUACCCAACAUAAACAGCAGUAGUGGGAUCAACUGAUGUUAAACUCAUAUGUAGACAGUUCAAGUUCAACUUAAAGGGGUUUUUGGCACAAACUGGUGCUGGUUUUAAACAUCUAGAUGCUUUGGGGUUUUUGUUAAGUUGACUAGAUUUAAAUGGACCUGUCUGAAGGAUGCAACUAUGUAUGUGAGGUCUGCUAUGAAAUGUUAUUUGGAAAGAAUAAUUAUGACUUGAAUUUUGUGAAGAAAUGAAGGUCUCUUAUCUGUAAUAUACUUUGAUUCGCUGAAUAAAAUUAUUGCAAGUACUGUA
Messenger RNA from Micropterus dolomieu (smallmouth bass), 7730 nucleotides. RefSeq names its product ubiquitin specific peptidase 19 (gene usp19). The record is from RefSeq and is a predicted model, not a curated record. Gene Ontology annotation, biological process: protein deubiquitination. The transcript is spliced from 26 exons. Gene Ontology annotation, molecular function: cysteine-type deubiquitinase activity. The coding region runs from base 486 to 5195 and encodes 1569 amino acids. NCBI's taxonomy places the organism in Eukaryota, Metazoa, Chordata, Actinopteri, Centrarchiformes, Centrarchidae.